Molecule: messenger RNA, 713 nt
Organism: Panicum virgatum (switchgrass)
Lineage: Eukaryota; Viridiplantae; Streptophyta; Magnoliopsida; Poales; Poaceae
Exons: 2
Coding region: 81-713 (210 amino acids)
Source: RefSeq, a predicted model, not a curated record
UCCACCCGCACAACAGUUCUGUGUUUUUUGACUUCAGCUGCCUGCAUGAACACUCGAGCAGUCGCCCAAAGGCCACAUCGAUGGAAGCCGCCGGCAAGACAGUCGCCAUCUCCAGCUUGCUACUGAAUCUUGCCUUGUUCUUGCCAUGUCUCUCCGCCGCCGUCUCCUCCAACCUGUCCUCCCAUCCAAGCAUGUCCAAAGGACCCAUCCACCACGUCAACCCCUACGUCGAGCGGCACUGCCAGUCCGUGCUCUCCUCCGCCGCGGCGCUCAGGUCCGAUCCUGACAGCGCCGGCGUCCUCAAGUACGAGCUGUCCUUCGUAAAUGGCGACUGGACCCAGGACGCCGUCCAAGCUCCCCUGCUUCGCUCCCAUGGAAUUGGAAGCUACGCCGAUGCCGCGGCGGCUGGUCCUGAUGAAUCUCCCCAAGGUGAAGGGGUUCCCCUUGCGUCCUUCAUGCUCCUGCACAUGGACAUGGACCCGGUGCCGCGGCGAGGAGCUCGAACCGCCUUCCACGCCAGCGGGAUCCUCAGCCUUACCAUCACCCGCCGCAACUGCUGCUGCUCGUCCAUGGAGCCAAGCGCGGCGCGGCAUUUCGAGGAGCUCCGGCCAGGGGUCGCCAGGCUCCUUGUGUGGUUCCAGGGUGUGUACACGGAGACGAAGUCGUCGGCGAGCGGCGGCGGCGGCGAGAGGGUGUACAUGUUUAUUUUUUGA